Messenger RNA from Osmia bicornis bicornis, 1892 nucleotides. RefSeq lists its product as uncharacterized. The transcript is spliced from 2 exons. The record is from RefSeq and is a predicted model, not a curated record. NCBI's taxonomy places the organism in Eukaryota, Metazoa, Arthropoda, Insecta, Hymenoptera, Megachilidae. The coding region runs from base 177 to 1415 and encodes 412 amino acids.
GCCUUAGAGUAUCGUCCAAACGACGGCUUGUUUAACAGUGUUUUUACAACGCUUCUCGCGACUGCAUUUCGCUCCUCGAUCCCCGUGGAAUCGUGCAAGGAAUUCAGGACAUACAGUUUGAGAAUCCUGAGGAGGGCUGACUUUUAAUGCGAUUUUGAUUUUGAAGGCAAACGAUAAUGUCACCGUCGAUAGAACCGUUCCCAGUUGAAAACUUUAACGAACUUCUGGCUCAGAGUCUGGGCAAGGACAUACAAGUGAAGCAGAUAGAAUGGAGGCCUCUAACCGCUCCAGGGGAGAACUUUGGAAGCUUAAUGUUGGCCAUCAACGUCACCCUGACUCGUCUCAACAAAACGGACACUCUGCAUCUAGUUGGCAAACUGCCGCCCACAUCCGCCUAUCUGUUGGACCUGUUUAACAGUCCUGUAACAUUCAAGAAGGAGCUUCGAUUCUACAGCGCAAUGGCUAAAGAGUUCACGAAACUUCAAUUAGAAAGCGGUAUCAACGAGAAGGACAUAAACGAUCUGGCACCGAAAUACUUUGGUGGUAGAAUGGGUCUGAAAGAUCCUGAAGCGUUCGAUCAACAGGCAGCUAUCAUCUUAGAAAAUCUCAAGUACAAUGGAUACGACACAGAGGAUAGAAUCCAUGGACUGGAUAAAAUUCACACAGAGUUUGCUCUUGAAGGAUUGGCCAGGUUGCACGCCCUCACGAUAGCCCUGAAGAUCAAGAAACCUCAAUUGUUUCAGAGAAUGGCAGCUGAAGUGUUGACCGACGUGCUGAACGAGACAACCGAGAAGUGUGUGAUCGAUAUGAUCAGAAAAGCUCAGGCGGACGUCAACGACAUAGCAGAAUUAAAGCCAUACUUGGAACGUGUGAAUAAAACCAUAGAGUAUGGUAUUCAAAUGAACAAAGACAUGGGCCAACCCGAAGAACCAUGGGCCACCUUGGUGCACAAUGAUUUCUGGGUGAACAACAUGAUGUUCAGACACGAUCAACGCGGUGAACUGAUCGACAUGAAGAUCGUAGACUUCCAAUUGUGCGUGUACGAUUACGGGGUGAACGACCUGAUCUUCUUCCUGAUAUCCAGCGCGAAGAAGGACAUCCUGGAUAACAAGCUGAACGACAUGAUUGAUUUCUAUUAUUCCUGUUUCGUCAGAUGUUUGAAGACACUGAAAGUGGAGACAGACAGUUUCGCCAAGCAGAAAUUCGACGAGAUUGUGAACCGUUGUGCCACCCUCAAGUUUAAUCAAUGCAUGAUGAUGGCCCAAGUGAUUCAGGCCCCUCGAGGAUCCACGCCGGAGAUCAAGGAGACGAAGGGUGAUGAUAUAUUCCUGAAUCGAGUCGGCGAUGAUGUUUACAAACAGAAAUUGGCGCACAACGUGCAGAUCUUCGAUAAGAUGGGCUGGUUAGUCAAAUAAUUAUGACGAGUGUAGAUAUUUUUAUACGAGGGCGAAAAGUACAAAAACGAUAGAAGACAAUUUUAGAAGGAAUGAUGAUUUAGAAUGAAUUAUAUAUUGAAUAGAAUUGUUGCUAGUUAAGGAUUUGCAUCAGCUGUUUAUUUUAAAAAUGAUGUAAAUCUAACUUUUCUUGUACAGAGAUAUCAUUUGUCCUUCGAUUCUUUCAAAAAUAUCGAUAAGAUAAAUAAUUUAAUCAAGUAUACAAGAUUAUUCAUUCUAAAUGGAUUUACAACAUUUUCAAAAUGAAACAGCUUAACAGCUUACUCUUAAGGAACCACCAAAUACGUAAUAUUAAUAAUGUUCACGCUUCAUUAAUGAAGCUUCAAUAAUUAGAUAGAUUUUUGUAACAAAAGAUUAUUAUACCUCUACUUUGAAAUGUUAUACAUUGCACAAAACUGUUUUUAUGAAAUAAAAAGUUUAUUUUAUUAUUGAAAAAAA